This is a messenger RNA of Pygocentrus nattereri (red-bellied piranha), 3567 nucleotides long. RefSeq names its product tripartite motif containing 3b (gene trim3b). Lineage: Eukaryota; Metazoa; Chordata; Actinopteri; Characiformes; Serrasalmidae. The transcript is spliced from 13 exons. The coding region runs from base 305 to 2623 and encodes 772 amino acids. Gene Ontology annotation, molecular function: translation repressor activity; zinc ion binding; ubiquitin protein ligase activity. The record is from RefSeq and is a predicted model, not a curated record. Gene Ontology annotation, biological process: proteasome-mediated ubiquitin-dependent protein catabolic process; negative regulation of translation; protein polyubiquitination.
UUUCUCUCUCCCUCUCUCACAUACACGCUCUCUCUUGCUCACUCACGCCCUGCUCCUUGCUCCUCCGCUUUCUGCCUUUUCUCUCUCCUCUUUCCGGAUCUCUGCGUCUUUGUUCGGCUCUUUUGAGCUCUGCCCGGGAUGUGGAUGUGUAAGGAUGGGUGGAUUUCUCUCUGGAAGACUGCGCUGAUGCUGCACUGAGCCCUGUCUCGCUUUUUCCCCCAUCCUUCCCUUCGUCCCUCCCUCUCUCUCGCUUUCUGCAAAAGCUCACGUUAAGGUGUGUCGUGGCCCCUGGCCCCCUCCGUGGAUGUCUGUCACCAUGGCGAAGCGAGAGACGGGCAGCACAAGUCCAGUGGUGCGGCAAAUAGACAAACAGUUCCUGGUCUGCAGCAUCUGCCUCGAUCACUACCACAACCCCAAAGUCCUGCCCUGCCUGCACACCUUCUGCGAACGGUGCUUACAGAACUACAUCCCACCCCAGUCGCUGACCCUGUCCUGCCCGGUGUGCCGACAGACCUCCAUCCUGCCCGAAAAGGGUGUGGCAGCGUUGCAGAACAACUUCUUUAUCACUAAUCUGAUGGAGGUGCUGCAGAGAGACCCAGAGUGCUCCCGUCCCGAGGCCUGCAGCGUGCUGGAGUCGGUCAGUGCCGCGGCCGCUGGGAAACCGCUCUCCUGCCCAAACCAUGAGGGCAAGGUGAUGGAGUUUUACUGCGAGUCGUGUGAAACGGCCAUGUGUUUGGACUGCACGGAGGGUGAGCACCGAGAGCAUGUGACCGUCCCACUGAGAGACGUUCUGGAACAACACAAAGCAGCACUGAAGAACCAGCUAGACGCCAUCCGCAACAGGCUGCCUCAGCUCACAGUAGCUAUUGAGCUGGUGAACGAAAUUUCCAGGCAGCUAACAGAGCGAAAGAACGAAGCGGUGAAUGAGAUCAGUGGUACGUUUGAGGAGCUGGAGCGAGUGCUGCACCAGCGCAAGGCGGCCCUCAUCGCCGACCUGGAAAACAUCUGCAGCGCCAAGCAGAAGGUGCUGCAGACGCAGUUGUCGUCGCUGCAGCAGGGCAAAGAGAACAUCCAGAGCAGCUGCAGCUUCACGGAGCAGGCCCUGAACCACGGCAGCGCCACCGAGGUGCUGCUGGUGCAGAAGCAGAUGAGCGAACGGGUCAGCGCUCUCGCCCGCCAUGACUUCCCUGAGCACCCGCACGAGAACGCCCACCUGGAGUGCCAGGUGGAAACGGAGGGGCUGCGACGCUCCAUCCAGAACCUGGGUGUGCUGCUGACCACCAGCGCGGUGGGACACACCAGCGUGGCCACCGGAGAGGGACUGAGGCACGCUGUCGUCGGCCAGCACAUCACCAUCACGGUCACCACCAAGGACAAAGACGGAGAACUAGUGAGGACCGGAAACGCGGCUUUAAAAGUGGAGAUAUCGGGGCAGGACGGUGGGCGGGCAACUGACAUAGAGGUGGUGGACAAUAAGAACGGCACAUACGAGGUGGGCUACACACUGCGGGGUGAGGGUGAAUACUCCGUCUCUCUUCUGCUGUACGGACAGCCCAUCCGGGGAAGCCCCUUCAGGCUGCGGGCCGUCAAACCCUGCGACGUGCCCCAGUCUCCAGAUGACGUGAAGAGGAGGGUGAAGUCGCCCAGCGGGACCGGAGGCCACAUCAGACAGAAAGCUGUGCGUAGACCCUCCAGCAUGUACAGCACCACGAAGAAGAAAGAGAACCCUAUUGAGGAUGAACUCAUCUACAGAGUUGGCACAAGAGGCAGGGAGAAGGGCGAGUUCACUAAUCUCCAAGGCAUCUCCACCUCCAACAAUGGCAGAGUAGUAGUGGCAGACAGCAACAACCAGUGUAUACAGGUGUUCACUAAUGAUGGCCAGUUCAAGCUGAGGUUCGGAGUGCGGGGCCGCUCUCCAGGGCAGCUGCAGAGGCCUACAGGAGUAACUGUAGACAUGAACGGAGACAUCAUAGUGGCUGACUAUGACAACCGAUGGAUAAGCAUCUUCUCCUCAGAUGGGAAGUUUAAGAACAAGAUUGGAGCUGGGAGGCUGAUGGGACCGAAGGGUGUGGCUGUGGAUCGGAACGGUCACAUCAUCGCAGUGGACAACAAAGCCUGCUGCGUCUUCAUCUUCCAGUCAAACGGAAAGCUGGUCACCAAGUUCGGGGCCAGGGGCACCUCGGACAGACAGUUUGCAGAAAAAAGUGGUGCAAACUUUGCACUGGAGCAAAAGCUUAGUAAAUCUGGCCCCGGGUUCAGUCCGCACUUUGUAGCUGUUAACAACAAGAACGAGAUCAUAGUGACAGACUUCCACAAUCACUCCGUUAAAGUGUUCAGUGCGGAUGGAGAGUUCCUCUUUAAGUUCGGUUCUCAUGGUGAAGGAAAUGGGCAGUUUAAUGCUCCGACAGGAGUGGCUGUGGAUGCUAAUGGCAACAUCAUUGUAGCAGAUUGGGGCAACAGCAGGAUACAGGUGUUCGAUAGCUCAGGCUCCUUCCUGUCCUACAUCAACACCAGCGCUGACCCGCUGUACGGGCCGCAGGGGCUGGCCCUCACCUCCGACGGCCACGUGGUGGUGGCUGACUCUGGGAACCACUGCUUCAAAGUCUACCGUUACCUGCAGUAGCACUGAGACCGGCCCGCGGAAGCCGUCACCGGGUGCCACCGUCUCUCCUGCUUUCCCUCUCCCGACCCUGUUUUGCACAUUCAGUUCGGCUCAGAUCCUCAACCAAACCCGCAGAGGACGGAACGGAAAGCACGAGAGCACUGUUUCUUUCACCGUCUACUGAUACUGUGCCCCCCUUUUUCCCCAAAGAGAGAAAUUCACUGUUGUUAUUUGUGGUAGUGAACCAGACCUUAUGAUUGUUUAAGGGGGGGGGCGCAGGUCAUCAUAUCAAAAAGCACAGAUGUUUUACAGUAAUCACUAACCUCUAACUCAAGAGGUCAACUGUAAGUUGUAAAUUUCACAAGCGAUAAUGUUUUCUCGUUUUGAAAUCCAGUGUCUUAACCUCGCUGAGCAGUCACAGUUUCUUAGGUCAGUAUGGGCUUAGAACAAAAGCCUGGAUACCAGCUUCUUCGCUUCACUCUCCUUCAGAACGGAGUCAUACUGUCUGUCCUUCGACAGCAACACGAGUUGUGGGUUUUAUGGGUGUGUAUUUGUAUCUAUACGCAUAGACGUGUACUUGUAAAUAUGCAUAUGUGUGUAUAUAUAUAUAUAUAUAUAUAUAUAUAUGAGAAUAUAUAUGUAUAUGUAAUCUGUAAAUGUAUUGCUUUGGCUUCUUCUCGGCAUAUAUAUAUAUAUAUAUAUAUGCUGACGUCUGUUCUCCACCGAUCCGGCGUAACUUUCAGCUGUACACAGCUAGUGCUUACAGUACAUCUGGGUACCUGCGACGUACUGCUGCAUUCCCAGCCGACGUCACGGCACACCUGUGCUCUUUUUAAAAAGCUCAAAAUGUGGAUUGAAAAUGUGUUUUAUUUUUUUUCCCCAAAUUUUUAUUUUUCUAAUUUGUCAGGCUAUUUUCUGUGUGGAGAAAAAAUAACCUGUGGCUAAACAGAGGAAAAAGGAAAAAA